AUGUGCUACCCCACCAUGCAGAGUCCCUCGAGUGAAUUGCUCAUCCUGCACUUUGUCAUACACGAUGUGUACGAUGGGAAGGAAAAAGAAAUAUCCAUGCAUGAAAAGCCUUACAUCAAAUUCUACUGGAAAAAUAUCAAGUACAAAAAUUAUUUAAAAUACUUUUCAGAUGAAAUAAACUGGUUUUGCGAGUUCUUUCUCCCAUACAGAAGUGGAGAUUAUAUAGAAAAUUUGAUAAUGCAAAUAUGGGCAAGUAGCUAUUUGAGCAGAAAAAAAAAGUUAGCAUAUAAUUAUAUCAAUAUAAAUGAUGUGGAGAGAAAUGGAAAAAUAAAUGGAAAGGCAGAAUUGAUUGGGAAAAGAAAAGGAUUGAAAGUUAUUUACAGCCUCCAAAUUAUUUCUUACUCCUUGUACAAGUUCAUGAAAAAUACACAGACUUUCAUUCUCAGCAAAAUAUCAGUUUAUAAAAUGAUGCAGAUACAUAGAGAGAAUCAGAGGGAUCCUUGUCGAGCACAGAAAAAUUUGUUUGAUAAAUAUAUUUUGUCCCUAUUUCAAAAGGAAAAUUACCAAAGGAAAAAUACUGCCUUGCGGUUGAAGACCAUCCGGCGUGGACAUCACCAUAGGCGUGUUAUCAACAUCAACCAUGUGCACACACCGAUCAGAUUGAAAAUGAAGAAGAAACAAGGGGAUACUACUACAAACGAAACACCCGUAUCACCUCUGGCGCAGAAGGGAUUCCACGCGAAAGGGUCAACAACGAAGAAUGGGAAAAAUAUUCAGGCAAACUGUAGGAAGAUGCGCGAACUGGUGAAGAAGUCUGAUCCGGGGGUCGAAGCCAGGCAGAUCAGGAGAAAGGCGAAGGGAGACGUGCGCAGAAAGGGGAAACUGCAUUUACCAGGUAAGAAGGCGGGCCAAUUGCAAUUAAAAGAGGCAGACUCAUCCCGAUUACAAGAGGUGGCCCAUCUACGCCCGAACACCAUAAAGGCUUUAAGCGCAGAGGCGAUGGACGAAAUGUGCGUAAGGGCGAAGGAAAAGUUACGCGAAAAAAACGCGGACGCGGUACGCCCACGGGAAAUAAAAAAGAAGACGACAGACACAAGGGAAGAGGAAAAUUUACUGCAGAUGCAUGAUGACGCAUGGGUCACAUCAGAAAUAAAAAGGAAACUCCCCCCCCUGCUUGGCAAACCAAGUUGUAUGAUCAAAAAUUCCUUUUUCGAUGUCGGUUACAAAAUACAUAAAUCCACACCGAAAAAAAUUGUCAAGUUCUGCAGCCUCAAAUUCGACAAGUUGUACGAUGGAGAUGAGGAGGAGGAGGAGGAAGAGGAUGUUGGAAAGCUUGAUAUUCUGGAUGAAGUGAUAGAGCACUUGAGGUGCUAA
Plasmodium knowlesi strain H is the source of this 1374-nucleotide messenger RNA. RefSeq names its product conserved Plasmodium protein, unknown function. The record is from RefSeq and is a predicted model, not a curated record. The coding region runs from base 1 to 1374 and encodes 457 amino acids. The transcript has a single exon. Lineage: Eukaryota; Apicomplexa; Aconoidasida; Haemosporida; Plasmodiidae.